AUGGUCAAGUUAUCUACCUCCGCUGCUAUCGCCGCUUUGGCUACCUCCACCAACGCUUUGACUACUUUGUCUCCAUCUGAUGAACAAGUCAACUUGAUUGAAUUAUCCGUCUACGUUAAGGAUAUCAGAGCUAACAUGAACGACUACUUGUCCAUGGCUAAGGCUAACCCAAACCAAGCUUAUCCAGCUAUCAUUGCCACCGCCGUUAUGGGUAAGGGUGAUGAUUUCACCACCAUGUUGACUGGUAUCUCCGGUGACGAAGUUACCAUGAUGUUGACUGGUGUCCCAUGGUACUCUUCCAGACUUGUGCCAGCUGUCGAAGCUGCUUUGUCUGCUCAAGGUAUUGUUACCGGUGACGCUGCCGCUGCUUCUUCUUCUGCUGCUGCCACCACUUCCUCUGCUGCUGCCUCUUCCUCUGCUGCUGCCUCUUCUUCUGCUAAGGCCACCUCUUCUGCCGCUGCUUCCUCUUCUUCUUCUGCCGCUGCUUCUUCUUCUGCUAAGGCUACCACCUCUGCCGCUGCCUCCUCUUCUGCUAAGGCUACUGCUGCUGCCAUCUCUCAAAUCACUGAUGGUCAAAUUCAAGCUACCGUUUCCGCUCAAACCGCUAACGCUGCUGGUAAGGCUGUUGCUGGUUUAGGUGCCGGUGUCUUGGCCGCUGCCGCUUUGUUGUUAUAA
Naumovozyma castellii is the source of this 675-nucleotide messenger RNA. RefSeq names its product SRP1/TIP1 family protein. The transcript has a single exon. The record is from RefSeq and is a predicted model, not a curated record. The coding region runs from base 1 to 675 and encodes 224 amino acids. Lineage: Eukaryota; Fungi; Ascomycota; Saccharomycetes; Saccharomycetales; Saccharomycetaceae.